Messenger RNA from Aphidius gifuensis, 2774 nucleotides. RefSeq names its product transmembrane protein 209. The transcript is spliced from 8 exons. NCBI's taxonomy places the organism in Eukaryota, Metazoa, Arthropoda, Insecta, Hymenoptera, Braconidae. Gene Ontology annotation, cellular component: membrane. The coding region runs from base 947 to 2551 and encodes 534 amino acids. The record is from RefSeq and is a predicted model, not a curated record.
UUUGUUAAAGUAAAAACGUGUGUCGUUCAGUGUCGUGACUUUUUACACUUAUUUUUGCAAUAAUAAUUGUUAAGUAAUUAUAAAUUGUUGUUAAAUCAAUUAAUUGAAGUGUUCUAAACAGUUUGUGAUAUAAAUUAUUGCUGACUUUUGUGAAAUUCGGCCAAAAUUAAUGGACACGUCAUCGGCGUCUUAGUUGACAAAAGCAAACCUGAAUUUGUUAAAUAACAGACAAAUUAAGACAAAUGAUACCAAAAAUUGUGGCUUAAACGACUAAUGCGUUAAUGUAAUUCAUCAAAGACAAUUAUUAAAACUGGGAUAAAAAAAAACGGUGACUAAGUUGGUUUGUCAUUGGAGCCAAAAUCAUACUUAGUGAAUUAUUUAAUAUGAUUUUAUGAGAAAAGUUUAUCUUUCUAAAAAAUUGAAAACAUUUAUGACAUAGUGCUAGUGUUAUUGAUUUUUAUGCUCUUUUAAAUGUACCACUUAUUGUUGUUAUUGGUAAACAUUUACUUGUUUUUGUUGAGCUCUAUCAAUGUUUAUUAAAACUGUCUUUGAUAAGCUGCUGUUGCUCACACAUCACAAUUGAACCACAUGUUGCUGUUUAGAGUUUCAAGAAUGAACCGUCUCUUUUGAAAAGAAUGUAAAAAAUAUUCUCAACAGUCAGCUUGAGAUCCUAGACAAAUUGAUAGAUCAUCAUAAUCUAUUUUGUCCACCACAUGUCUCAUCGCCAUAUUUAUAUUUUGUGGAGGGAAAAAUUAUGUCCAGGUGAAUAAAGGUUAUGUGUUUGUUCUAAAAGUGUUUGUCAAUAUACUACUUAACAUUACAAGUGAAAUAUAAAUUAAUAAUAAAUAUAAUUAAUAUAAUUUUUUUAAGUUAAAAUAAAUAACAAUAAAGUGAAUAAUAAUUUAAAUAUUUAAGUAUUAUUAAAAUUAAUUUGUUGUGAUCAACAAUGGGUGACUUUCAUUCUCCAAUGCGUACAAUUUCUCCAAAUUCAAGAAUUUUAUCUCCAAAACCACAAGUACAACAAACUCUGGAUCUUCGACAGACUCAAAACAAAGCACGUUCAAGUUUUACCUGGUUUUUUGUAAAUAGCUCGCUUCUUGGUGUACUAGUCUUUGACAUAGUUUAUGGUGGUGCUGCAUAUAGACCAUUUAUUUGGAUUGAAUGGUUUUUUGCAUUGAUAUUUGCUUUAAAUGCAAUUUAUCAUAUUGUUCGUUACUUUAUUGCAACACUAAGUUUACGACCAAUAACUUUGAGUACAAAUCAAAAAAAGUUAUUAGGUAUUAAAGAUGAUGAUCCAUUUUUUAAAGUUGGUAAUUUAGUACAAAAAUCACCAGAACCAGUAGCAGUUAAUCACAUACCAUCCAUGAAUCUUAGUCGUCGUUCAAUUGGAUCACCAAGUCUCAGUGAAAGUAAAACAUAUUCAGCAAGUCCAUUUUGUAAAUAUACUAGUUCAACUCCACCAAGAACUAUUAAUUCAUCACCAAAUAGUUCAUUUAAUAAAUCAUUAAAUACUUCAAUGAAUGGUAGUUUAACUGGUGAAGGACUUAUUCAAGAUGAAAGUGAAUUAGAAAGUUAUUUAAAAGAUAUAAGUGAUCGUGAAAGAAAAACUUCACAUUCAACAAAUAUUGAUGCACCAUCAAAUUUAUUAAGUUCAUUUUGGUCACAUCCAGCAACUAGAACACCUGGUGAAGUAUCACCAAUGCUUAGACGAUGUGCUUAUCAACUUGCUCCAACUAUUGACAAAACAAAAUCUUCAAGUCCUGGUACUGAAGAGGGUAUUUCACCACGUGGAUUUUAUGGUGCUACUGAUGUUUGGAGAAAAUACAGAGUUGAACCAAAUAAAGUUAAUCAAUGGACUGCAAAUCUUCGAAUGUGGAUUAGUACAACAGUUGUUGAACGUGUAGCAACAGAAAUUGAUAAUGUAUCUGCAGCAUUAAUUCGUCAAGGUUUAAGUGAUUCACAACCAGGUCAUGUUGGUCUUGAAAGAUUAAGAAAACUUGGUCAAUCACAAUUUCUUGUUGCUGCAAUACCAACAUUACCAACAUUAGUACAAUUUCUUGAAUUAUGUAACAAUCAAGAUUAUCUUGUUAAAAGAAUUAAAGUAUUAGCUAAAGGUGGAUCAAUGAGUGAAUUUAAAUGGAACAGUGGUGGAUCACACAAUGGAAAACCAUGGGACACUAGUUUACCAACAGAUACAGCUAUUAUAAUGCAUCUAUUUUCAUCAUAUAUGGAUACACAAUUAGAAGCACCACUUGAUCAACCAGAUGCAAGAACAUUUACAUCUCGUUAUAUGGCUAAAAAUGGUACUGAAUUACCAAGAAAUAAAGGACCUGUUAUUGUUUGUCAAUCAACAAAUCCACCAAAUUAUUGUCUUGCUCUUACUGGUGAUUCACUUCCUGCUGAUUAUGAAGAAAUUCCAAGGGGUCGCAACAACAUGUUUCAUACACUUUUAUUAUUUUUAUAUAUAAUUAAAACAAGAGAUCAUGGUAUGCUGGGAAGAGUUAAUUUAGGAAUGUCAGGAGUUAAUGUACUUUGGGUCAUCGAAGCAUAAUUAAUUAGAUUUUUUCAUUUAUUAAUUCUGUGAUGAUUAUUUUUGUGUGAAUAUUAUUUAAAUAAUCAUAAUAAUUUAUAAAUUUACAAUAAAUUAUUAUGAUUAUGAAAAAAAAACGUAACAAAUAGAUAAUAAAAUUUAUAAAAAAAAAACUUGUCAAACAUAUAUCCACUCAACUUGUAUAUUAUUUUUAUAUGUAAAAUAUAAAAUCAAGAUUAAUGUC